AAUUAAUAAGCAGUUAACAGUAUUAAUAAUAUUCAAUAAAAUAAAUGCAUUAUGGCCAAUGAUGAAGUAUUACAAGAGUAUUCUAGCUCUGUUAUGCGACUAAAACAGCAGUGUAUGGACGCUGGCAUGAGCGAAUAUGAAUUCCGGCGAUUAUACUUUGAAUCUCUCGACGCUCUAGAAAACCGAAGUCCUAGAACUGUGGUUACGCAUACGCAUAGUCACAGGACAAAGUAUCGAAUAGUGCUCAUUGGCUUGUUUUUAACAAUUUGUGUCGUCUAUAAUUUUAAGUCUAUUUACAGCUCAGUUAUUUGUAAUCUACAAGAAUAUAUCUACCCUGGCUUGAGGCUUCUGAGGCGGAUAUCAAUUCCCUUCAUAUCCUUAUUCCCUGGACUUACUGAUUUAUACCAUGAAACAUGUUUGAUACAAAAUCCAUUCUUCAUGGUUGUGGAUAUGGACUGCUGGCCAUGCAGCAGUGUGUCCAAUAUCAGAGAAAUAUAUGAUCCUAAAUUAAUCACCAAUCAACAGCACACUGCUCCAUUUAUAUAUGAGACUGACCAGCAACAUGUAAGAUUAGAAGAACUCAUACAGUUAUACAAUAGGAAUGAGGAAGUAUUUAACAAGGAUGCACCAAAAAUAUUAGUCAAUAAUAAAUAUUAUUCACAACUGAACGAGAUAUUUCAUGAACCACAAGUACUGGGGGAUAAAAAUCUCUUCAUUUGGAAAUUAAAUACAAUGAGUGUUGCUAGAAUACUCCGACAAAUCAUUCCUAGGCCCAAAGUAGUACCUAAGUUUGGACAGAGCACUGAGAGAUUUCUAAUCAUAGACAAUAGUCAAGGACAGUUUGCAGUGCCUGACACAGAAUGUAGUUUCUCAUUCCUCAUGGUGCUAAGUGGCAGCCGGACAGUCUAUUUGAAACCAGCUGAGGAGUGCAAACAUCAGUGCCGAUCACUUAAAGUAGAGUUGAAAGAAACAUAUUUACUGUGGUACAAUUGGUGGUAUUGGCGACCAGUGGUGCAGUCCUCACUAUCAAACAGCACUCUGAUAGCCCAUGUGGGAUCAUACUGUUAAAUAAAUAAAUCA
This is a messenger RNA of Cydia amplana, 1080 nucleotides long. RefSeq lists its product as uncharacterized. Lineage: Eukaryota; Metazoa; Arthropoda; Insecta; Lepidoptera; Tortricidae. The coding region runs from base 52 to 1068 and encodes 338 amino acids. The record is from RefSeq and is a predicted model, not a curated record. The transcript is spliced from 5 exons.